AUGCAGCACCACCGCCAGGACCACCAGGCCAUGGGCGACGAGCUGUGGGACCUGCUCGGGGAGGAGAUGGCGGCGGCGGGAGGCGAGCACGGCCUUCCCCCGGGGUUCCGGUUCCACCCCACCGACGAGGAGCUGGUCACCUUCUACCUGGCCGCCAAGGUGUUCAACGGCGCCUGCUGCGGCAUCGACAUCGCCGAGGUGGACCUCAACCGGUGCGAGCCGUGGGAGCUCCCCGACGCAGCGCGCAUGGGGGAGCGCGAGUGGUACUUCUUCAGCCUCCGCGACCGCAAGUACCCCACGGGCCUCCGCACCAACCGCGCCACCGGCGCCGGAUACUGGAAGGCCACCGGCAAGGACCGCGAGGUGCUCAACGCCGCCACCGGCGCGCUCCUCGGCAUGAAGAAGACGCUCGUCUUCUACAAGGGCCGCGCGCCGCGCGGCGAGAAGACCAAGUGGGUCCUCCACGAGUACCGUCUCGACGGCGACUUCGCCGCCGCUCGCCGCCCCUGCAAGGAGGAAUGGGUGAUCUGCAGGAUACUGCACAAGGCAGGCGACCAGUACAGCAAGCUGAUGAUGGUGAAGAGCCCCUACUACCUUCCCAUGGCAAUGGACCCCUCUAGCUUCUGCUUCCAGCAGGACCCCACUGCGCCUCCCCUCCCAAACCCUAGCGGCUGCAUCCCCUUCCACCACGGCCACCCCAGCAUGCAGCCGCCUCCAUUGCCGUUGCCGCCGAGCAACCAUGGCAAGGUCGUCUUCCCCGGAGCAGCGGCGGCCUGCAUGCAGCCAGAGCCGGCAAACGGCAGCAACAGCGCCGUGCUGCCCAUGCCGCCGCCGUUCCCUCCCUUCACCCCCAUCGUCGCCGGCAAGCCGGCCCUGGCGCCGCCGCCCCAGGUCGGGGUCAACGCCGGUCCACAGGAGCCACCGCCACCGCCACCUACCUGGCUGGAGGCCUACCUGCAGCACGGUGGUGGGUUCCUUUAUGAGAUGGGCCCAGCUGCAGCGCCCAGGGGCGCAUGA
Molecule: messenger RNA, 1017 nt
Organism: Miscanthus lutarioriparius
Lineage: Eukaryota; Viridiplantae; Streptophyta; Magnoliopsida; Poales; Poaceae
Source: the annotation of a GenBank genome assembly